AUGAUUAUUGACCAUCGAUGUUUAAAUAGUUUUUAUUUUAUUUUCAUAUUUUUGUUUAUAUUUCCAUCAUUGUUUUUAUCCGUAACAUCGAAUGAAUCAAUUUUUCAUAAUCAUAAUAAUGCUGUUAUUAUUCGGCCAUUACGAAUUAUUCAUAAUCGAAAAAUGGAAAAUCAUAAUAAUCGAUAUAUGAAAAGAAAACGAUAUUCAGAUUUGGAUGAAUUCCACAAUAAUCUAGUUGAAUCGGAUAAUUAUCAUCAUAGUAGUUAUGAUAAAAAAUCAUCUACAGCAAAUCAAUCAGCACCACCUUUAGAUAUUCCGAAUUUAAUCAAUCGAUUUCAAUUAUCAUCAAUGAAAUGGUUACUAUCGAUGCCUAAUAAUGGCCAACAGCAAGUUGAUCCAAAUGUUUUACGUAAACGUAUCAUGUCGACAAGAUGGUCACGUAUUAAAAAUGGUCAACCAUUCGUAUUGUUGGAUAAUCAAAUGGUUCCAGCUGAUUCGGUUACAAAUGCUUUGAUCAAUAGUAAUCUGAGUAAUGAUGAUAAUCAACCAUCUAAACAGAUGAUUGAUUCAAAAUUGAUCGAUAUUAUUAAUAAAAAUGGACAAAAUAAAAAGAAUUUGUCACGAAAACUUCAUAAACAUCGAAAUGAUGAUAUUUAUCAUGCUCAUCAAUAUAGCGAUUUCAAUAAUAUCGAAAAUAAUCGUAUCGACCAUGAUCAAUUUCCAUCGACAAAUUCAGUAAGGAAUUUUGCACCCGAUUUUAAACGAUUUCCCAAUAAUUCAAGAAGAUUCCGAUUGUCAACAUUGGGUCAAAUGGGCUACAAUCAAUAAUAGAAUAAAUAAACAAAUCAAUUGGAAUUUUUUUUUCUGAUUUAUUUACUGGCUCAAUGAUGAUGAUGAU
Messenger RNA from Dermatophagoides farinae (American house dust mite), 898 nucleotides. RefSeq lists its product as uncharacterized. NCBI's taxonomy places the organism in Eukaryota, Metazoa, Arthropoda, Arachnida, Sarcoptiformes, Pyroglyphidae. The record is from RefSeq and is a predicted model, not a curated record.